AAACAGAUUUUGGUCAUAACAAGAUGCGGAAAGGGCGCGCGUAACUGCCCAACAGCACUUCGCACAGGACCGAUCCCAAAACCCUGUAGAUCCACUCCAACAUGACCACCGCAUCUGGCGCAACCACACCCUCCACUCCCGCCACAAACACCACAGACUACAUGAACCAAUUCCGGUCACAAGCCGAGAAGGAACGCUUGCCAGAACAUGCACCAGACGGCGUGCAAAGAGUGGAACAAGGGACAAGAGACAUUGCGUUGCGAAACUGUUCACGGUUCUACGAAGUUGAAUCGGAUUACUAUGACUGGACUUUGGAACGACGAGCCGCCCGCCUCAAUGCGCCAAGCAUCGCACAUCUCUGUAAAACCAUCCUAUUCGAAAACACAAAGUGGAAACCGACAGGAGAUACAUUGGACCCGGUGAACUCGCAAUUUUACUGCGUUGUAGUCCAGUAUGUGGACAAGAUGAAUGCCCAAAAGCUCAUGAAUUUUGUGAGGGAUCUGGGAAACAAGGAAAUACCACGAAAGCAUUAUAAUAUGAGGGUGGCAUCUGAAGAGAAAAAUAUGGCGCUGACUGGAUACGAAACGGGAGGGGUAACACCGUUUGGCAUGAAGGCCAAUGUUCCGAUCAUCAUCACAAAAAACAUGACGAUGCUGGAGCCGCCAAUCCUGUACCUUGGUGCUGGCCAUCGAGAUUGGAAAAUCGCCCUCCCCAUAGAUGAUUUCAUUACGGCUACCAAAUGUUAUGUCGCUGAUCUAGAGGCGUCUCCAACAGCAUAGAAGUGGAAUGUACAUUGUAUUAUUAUUAUAUUAUCAUACUGGUAGAAGAACAGCAAGUUAGCAUAGUCUUGGAGGUUGAGCAGAUGUGAGGAUUUAUAACUAGCAUUUUAGAAUGGAUUGAUCGAAGUAAUAAGUUCCGCGCUCAAACUUUCAGGAAUUGCGCUACCACGUAGACGUUCAUCAAUGAGAAACAUUCCUAGAUUUCAAAACAACGAUUAAC
This is a messenger RNA of Spizellomyces punctatus DAOM BR117, 999 nucleotides long. RefSeq lists its product as uncharacterized. The transcript is spliced from 7 exons. NCBI's taxonomy places the organism in Eukaryota, Fungi, Chytridiomycota, Chytridiomycetes, Spizellomycetales, Spizellomycetaceae. Bases 102 to 779 code for a protein of 225 amino acids. Gene Ontology annotation, molecular function: aminoacyl-tRNA deacylase activity. The record is from RefSeq and is a predicted model, not a curated record.